Molecule: messenger RNA, 728 nt
Organism: Papaver somniferum (opium poppy)
Lineage: Eukaryota; Viridiplantae; Streptophyta; Magnoliopsida; Ranunculales; Papaveraceae
Exons: 2
Coding region: 122-583 (153 amino acids)
Source: RefSeq, a predicted model, not a curated record
CAUAAGCAACAUACUUUCGAAAUGGACUACUCUACCAUCUUCACAUCUUCUAUAAAAAAACCCUAUAGCCUCAGUAUAUACAUACGCAGUCUAUCAAGAACACAACAAAAAGGCAUUAAGCAUGGUGGGAAUUACUAGUCUCAGAUCUUUCAUUUUGCUCUCCAUGUGUUUUAGCUUCAUUUUCCUUUCAAAUCAAGCAGGUCCGAUAACGUUUGUAAGCUCCUGCGAUGAACCAGAAGCAGCGCCCGCCCUCAGUCCAGGAGGAGUCACCCAGCCAAAUGAACCAGAAGCAGGGCCAGCCCCUAAUCCAGAAGCAUGUGACAAUCCAGAAGGAUGUAACGAACCAGAAACAGGGCCGCCGCCCCCACCUCCGCCAUGUGAAUGGGAUGAGACAUGUGGAGAUCCAUGGCCGGAGGUGAGACUAGAAGGAGAUGGAUGUGACCUCAUUGUGGAAAGCGGUGUCUGUGACAAUUGGGGAUGUGGAUAUUUUACAUGCGAAGAUAACUGCCCAGUUUAUGGGACUCGUGAGCAGGGUUGUGUCUGGGAUGAGUGGCUUAAGAAGCCUCGCUGCAUCUGUCGCUGAUCACGUUAACUUCCGACUCUACCACCGUUACUUGUCAAUGACUGAUAGAAUCUGUGUACUGUUAUUAAUUUUAAAUUCUCCUGAGAAUAAAUUCAUCCCGAUCAUAAAUAAAUUGAAAAAACAAAUGGUAGUAAAACUUGCUUGA